UUAAUUUUCUUUCUCUAUGGUAAUGUUUCUUGUCAAUGUGGUAAUUUCGAUCUUGUUUGGAAAAUACGGGUUUUAUUUAUGAAAUUUGUUUGCAUUUACGAUAAAAUUAAUACAUUCCAACACUUUAUAAGUAAAUUCGUUUUGUGAGUUGUGUAUUGGAGGCCGUUGUAGUCAAGUUGUGCUUUUGGAACAGGCUCAAGACGUUGUAGUGGAUACAAUGGCGGUUACAUGGAAUACUAAGUGGAAGUGGAUUACGGGGUACAGCGCCGACUCAGUUGAAUGGUGCCCUGUGGAACGCUUCAAACAUGUGCUGGUAUGCGGAACUUAUCAAUUGGAGAAGAAAGAUGAAGAUGCUAUUUCAGGUGCAAGUUCUGCUAAUCAGCCUAAGCAGAAGCGACUGGGACGAAUAUAUCUAUUCUCUAUUAAUGAUGAGACAACUCAUUUAUCUCCCAUACAAGAAGUAGAUACAGCUGGUAUUCUUGAUCAGAAAUGGUGUUAUCAUACGAUAAAGGACUAUCCGGUUCUAGCAGUUGUGACAUCAGAAGGGGUAACUCAACUUUACCGAUUGGUAGAAGAAAACGGUACACUAAACUUGCUCUUGUGGAUAGAAAACAUAGUCGGUGGAGAGGCGUUGGCGCUGUCUGUUGAUUGGUCGUCAAAUAAAUCCUUUAUGCAGGAACCUAAUUUGGUUAUUAGUGACUCGUCGGGUACCAUUACGGUUUUGCAGAUAGUGGGCGAUUGUUUACAGAAGAUCGGACAAUGGAAAUCACAUUCAUUUGAAGCCUGGAUAGCAGCAUACAACUAUUGGAAUACAGAUUUGUUUUAUUCAGGUGGUGAUGAUUGUUUGCUAAAAAGCUAUGAUAUAAGAAUACCAGAAGCAGUCGUAAUUAACCGCAGCCAUGAGGCAGGAGUUACUAGUAUUAGAAAUAAUGUAGAAGUAGAACAUCAACUUGUAACUGGAAGUUACGAUGAAAAGGUUCGCCUCUGGGAUCUUAGACAACUAAAACGCUGCCUCAGCGAAACGGAUGUGAAUGGUGGUGUUUGGCGUUUAAAGUGGCAUCCAUUCGACAAAAGUAUAAUUUUAGCGGCUUGCAUGUAUGGAGGUUUUCGCAUUCUUCAAGUUGAGGAAAAUGUUUGCGUGAUGGCCGAUUAUUUGGAACACGAGAGCAUAUCGUAUGGAGCUGACUGGAAAUUUGAUAAUACCGUGUCUUUAAUCGCAACAUGCUCUUUUUAUGAUUGCAAUUUACAUAUAAGUGAAUUAAAGGUAAAAAAUCAUCCUUUAGUAUAAAUAUUUAGUCUGUGGAUUGUCUAAAUUCUAAAACAUUGAAAAUGUUUUUAUUUAAUCAAGAAUAAAAAUACUGUAGGAUGCAAAAG
Vanessa tameamea is the source of this 1374-nucleotide messenger RNA. RefSeq names its product diphthine methyltransferase. The transcript is spliced from 5 exons. Gene Ontology annotation, cellular component: cytoplasm. Gene Ontology annotation, biological process: protein histidyl modification to diphthamide. NCBI's taxonomy places the organism in Eukaryota, Metazoa, Arthropoda, Insecta, Lepidoptera, Nymphalidae. The record is from RefSeq and is a predicted model, not a curated record. The coding region runs from base 218 to 1288 and encodes 356 amino acids. Gene Ontology annotation, molecular function: protein binding; diphthine methylesterase activity.